AUGGAACCGCCAAUAAUGAAUUAUAGUGGUGGACCUGGCAUGUAUCCACCUACAAUACUUCCAUCCAUGCCUCCUUCUAUGCUACCACCUCCAAUGCCGUAUCCAAAUCAAGGUCCAAUGUCAGUAGGACCAUCGUAUUAUGAACCACCAUAUUCGUCACGUCCACGUCGUCGUCCAACAAUACGUGUUUGUCGUCGACCACGUCGUUCACGACGUUGCCGUCCUACUAUACGUGUUAUUGAAUCAAGAUCAAGUUCAUGUUCAUCAUUAUCAUCAUAUACAACGGUAAGUUCAUGUUCACCACGUCGUCAUCGAUCACGUUCUUGUUCACGACGAUGUGGAGGAUCACGACCACAACAACAACAACAACAACAACAACAGCAACCGAUUAUCCUUCUACCUAUGCCAUGUCAACAACAAGCACAAGUGGCAGCAGCACCAGCACCAGUUCAACUUCCCGUACAAAAUCAAAUUCAACAACAACCGCAACAAAUCAUUUUACCACCUAUACGUAUUCAACAGCAAGGACAAUACGAUCAACUACAACAGCAACAAAUACAAUUACCACAGAUGGCAAUUUCACAAGGAGGUGGACAAUUUCAACAACAACCUUUUACUUUACCACCUAUACAGCUUGCUGCAUCUAAUUUUGUUCAAAGUGCAAAUUCAAGUCCAAUGAUGGUUUCCAGUGGUCAACCAAUGAUACAACCAUCAUUAUCAUUGCCACAAAUUGCGACCAUUACACAACAACCACAACAACUACAACAAAUGCAAGGAGGAGGAACAGUUCAAUACAUACAAGCAGUACCACAAUCAACAUCAUCACAAUUACAAUAUGUAUCAGCUCAACCACGUUCGACUAUCGCACCACAACGUGUUCUAGUAAACAGUACAAAUAAAAAAGAUUCAUCAUCAAUUAAACAACUUCCAAGAUCCAAUUCAACACGUGAUAUACCUCAAAAUGAUCUUAAAUUUGGUCGACGUCCAUUUGACUGGUAUGGUAGUGAGAGAAAGAAGAAUAUUGUUAAUGAAAAUCUUCAAGUUGGACGACGAAGAAGUGUUAUUAAUAAUUAA
This is a messenger RNA of Adineta steineri, 1074 nucleotides long. The record is from the annotation of a GenBank genome assembly. NCBI's taxonomy places the organism in Eukaryota, Metazoa, Rotifera, Eurotatoria, Adinetida, Adinetidae.